Messenger RNA from Phalacrocorax carbo (great cormorant), 10935 nucleotides. Lineage: Eukaryota; Metazoa; Chordata; Aves; Suliformes; Phalacrocoracidae. The record is from RefSeq and is a predicted model, not a curated record.
UAAUUGACGUCCUGAGGGGUUGAGAAGGGAAGUUCAGUUUGAGAAGCUGGUAAGUGACAAAGUAAUAGGAUACCUUUUAUUGCCAGAUUCCAGGGAAUGGUUGGAGAGCUCGGCCCUGCAAGAGCGCAAUUUGUAAGUUAUCAGCAGUGCAGUUUCUGACGUGCUGUAAAAGUGUUGGGGUUUUUGUUUUGUUUUGUUUUGUUUUUUUUUUUUUUUUUUUUUUUUUUUAACCUAUCUCAUCAGGGUAUGUUCUCUUUUUCCAGAAUAAAAUGAGAAAUGAGAUUGAGCUGAGACUUGCAUCAUUGCAAAACCCAAACGAAAUUGGGUGAGGGACGUUCGGGAUGCCUUUCUACGACGGCGGGGACGACCCACCACGGGCAGGGCAGGGCGACACCCUGGGCUGAGGGCUGGGAAGGGCGCCGGGGCCGGCUGUCGCGGAGCGCCUCGGCGCCGGUGCACGGACCUCGCCGUGUAAGCACCCAGGGCAGCGCCCCGCGGGCUCUGGGACGGGGAGCGACGCCGCGCAGGUAGCGGGGCGGCCGCGGGGCCCCUCCGCAAUGCAGGGGCCGCUGCGGGCGGCGGGCAGGGCGCGGGGCGGGGCGGCGGCGAGGGGCCGGGCCGCCGCUACCGCCGCCACCGCCGCCGCGGGGCCCUGCGGGAGCGGGGCCGGGGCGGGGCCGGAGGAGGGGGGCGGGUCCCGGGGGCUCCCGGCGCGCAGGCGGCCGCGUCCCGGCGACAGCCCCGAGAGCGGCGGGGCGGGCUGAGGCGGGGACGGCGGCGGCGCGCCCUCUCUCUGCCCCUCGGCGCGGCAGCGCGUCCCGGUGCCGGCAGCUGCCGCGGCGCUCAGAUUGUGGAACCCUGAACUCAAAUAUCCUGUGACUGACGUGACGACGACACCAAAAGAUUUUCCAGUGUAUAGUCUUGGACGUGACGCACUGAUUGGAAUCUGCUUGUUCACAGAUUGAAAAGGAACAAAGAGUUUACCUUGUUUAACAACCAGACGCAGCAUCCUAUCAUCUGCUUAAACAGGCCAAGUGCUGAAGGCAAGGAAACAUGGCAGAGGACAGGAAAGACGAAGCCAAGGCACCGCACUGGACUUCAGGUCAGCUAACAGAGGCUUCUUCACACCCACAUUCUCCUGAAAUUAAGGAACAGAGUGGCGCAGGUGCUGGACUGGUCAGAAGUGCCAAUGGAUUUCCCUACCGAGAGGACGAGGAGCCAGGGCUGGGCGGCCACGAGCAGCCGGGGACAUACGCUCAGACCAAAGAGAAUGGGAUCAAUGGAGAGCUGUCAGCGGGAGACAGAGAGACUGCAGAAGAAGUGUCUGCGAGGAUAGUGCAAGUAGUAACAGCUGAAGCUGUAGCAGUCCUGAAAGGUGAACAGGAAAAAGAAGCCCAACACAAAGAUCAGCCUGGACCACUACCUUUAGCAGUCGAAGAGUCAGCCAACCUGCCUCCUUCCCCGCCUCCAUCACCAGCUUCUGAGCAGACGGGAGCUCUGGAGGAAGAAGAACCAGUAGAGAGUCCUAUGGCUGUGGAAGCGAAACCUGCUGCUCUUCCUGGGAAGCAACUGGGGAAAGAGCACGGGCCCAGUGAGCCUUCGGACCAAGCAAAGGGCCUCUGUGAGGGUCAGUUGGAUUUGGGUUUGGAGGCCAAAGUGUGUCAUGAAGACAAAGUGCCAAGCGUGGCAUCCAGCAGGGAGAGUGUAACCGUUGUACCGGAAACGCCCCUGAAAGACACAUUCCCUUCCUUGGCUGAGGAAGAUUUACUUGCAGCCACGAAGAUGGAAUUCCGUGUCCAGGAGGGCGCACGCCCUUUCACAGCAGAACCAUUAGACACAAAGGAACAUGAAUCUGGGAAAGAGAGUAAGACUGGUGAGCAACCUAAACAUGAUGCCUUAGUUCCACAGCCAGCAAAAACAGAGGCUAUAGAUAAAAAGGAUUCACAGAGCAAAGACAAAGAAAAAAUACCUUCAUCUCUAUCAGAACAGAUCUUAGAAACUGAUUCACAAAAGAAAGGGGAAGCCAGUUUUGCAGAAUCUGCUGUCAAGCCUCCCACUUCUCCAGAACAAAAGGACUUGUCCUCUGAACUGCCUAAAGGGAGCAAAACAGAAGAAAGGACUGCAGAUGUGCCCUCAUUAUCCAACCAAGUUAUGUCUGUGAAAUUUAAAGAUGACCUUAAAGAUGUCCAAGAUCUUGCCAUCAGCCACGGUGAAAGUUCUCUGUUGCUAUCAGAACCCAAGGCAGAAGCAGCCAAAAGUGAACUUCCCUCAGGCCCAUGUCCUGCUGUCCCCCAGGAGCUUCCACUCAAAGACAGUACCAAAACUAAACAGGAACCCACUGACCAACUGUUUGCCAAAGAUCUCACUAAAGAUGAACAGAUCUACAGAGACAGGACACUAGCUCUGCAAGAGGUCUCAGCAGUAACUGUAGAUGGCCUGAAAACGCCAAGCACCCAGAAAAUACCUGCGUGGGGGGAAGAAAAGGACAUGACCAAGGAUGAGAGUGAUGAAGAGGAAAGGUAUGACUUCUAUGAUAAAGGAGAGGCUCAAAUAUUAGAUGAUGGUAAAUUUACCACAAAACCUGAAGUUAAGACACUUUCCCUAGACAAAGCAGACUUUCAAAAGGAUGACGAAGCUAAACAGUCAUCUGAUAUCCUCAAAGCAGAAAAAGAAGUGGACCAAAGUGGACUCCCAGCAACAGUAGACAUGAAAAAGGAGGUCCAGCCAAGCACACAGGUACCCCCAGCCAAGUUAAGCCAUGAACUGACCCUUGAGAAAACAGUAGAGCACCCUGAUACCACUCAGUUAUCCAGAAUAACAGAGAAAGCCCCUGAGGCACCAAGUUUAACCACUGACAAGACUCCUACUCUAGAACGUUCUCAAGAGAAAGAUGUAACCAAGGAGGAUAAGACAAGUGUUUCAGCUCCUCAUCAAAUGAAAGAAGAGGAAGAUCGAUCGGGAAUGUCAAAGUAUUUUGAAACCUCUGCUCUGAAAGAGGAAGGCUUCAAAGCAGAUGCUCUGAAACAAGGCAGUGAUUACUACGAGCUAAGUGACACUAAAGAGAGUGUGUAUGAGCCUUAUCAGACAGAUCGUCUAAUACCUGAAGACAAAGAGGAAGAGGAGGAAGAAUUACAGACAGAAAUGGAUCAUCAGCAGAGUGGGCCUGCUCAUGAAAUAGGGUACAGUACCCUGGCUCAGAGCUUUACACCAGACAAAUCUGAAGAACCAAGUUCCCCAACAGAAAGAAUGUUCACUAUUGACCCCAAAGUCUAUGGGGAUAAGAGAGAGCUCCACAGUAAAAAUAAAGAUGACCUAACUCUUAGCAGGAGCCUCGGACUUGGGGGGAGAUCUGCAAUUGAACAGAGAAGUAUGUCUAUUAACUUGCCCAUGUCCUGCCUGGAUUCAAUAGCUCUAGGAUUUAGCUUUGGUCGUGCACAUGAUCUUUCUCCCCUCGCUUCGGAUAUUCUCACUAAUACCAGUGGAAGUAUGGAUGAAGGUGAUGACUACUUGCCAGCAACCACACCAGCAUUGGAGAAGGCCCCCUGCUUCCCCAUUGAUAGUAGAGAGGAAGAUGAGCAUGUUGAAGAAGAAAAAGCAGUGGCAGAAGAAAAAGUCCAGCCUGAGACCUUGGCUGAAUCACCUUUCCUGGCCAAAGAAUAUUACAAAAAUGGGGCUGUCCUGGCUCCUGACCUGCCUGAAAUGUUAGACUUAGCAGGGACAAGAUCUAGAUUAGCCUCCGUGAGUGCAGAUGCUGAGACGGCACAAAAGAAGACCGUUCCUUCCGACACUGUUGUGGAAGACAGCAGCACAGCCCUGCCACCUGUGACAGAUGAAAACCACGUAACUCUAAAAGCUGAAAGUCAGCUAGAAGACUUGGGCUACUGUGUUUUCAAUAAGUACACAGUCCCACUCCCUUCUCCAGUUCAGGACAGUGAGAAUUUAACGAGCGAAACCUGUCCCUUCUAUGAAGGCACAGAUGAAAAACUGAGACGUGGCCUGGCUCCCGACCUGUCUUUAGUAGAAGUGAAGCUGGCAGCAGCUGAAAAAUCGAAAGAAGAAUUCCUCAGUGAAAAAGACUUAGGUCAGCAUGCCACUGGUGCAUCCAUUCUGGCAAGGGACUUUGAGCAGGAGAAAAAAGAGAAGCUGGAUACUGUGCUAGAAAAAAGCGAAGAUCAAGUUGACUCUAAAGAGGUCUAUCCCGUUAAGGGUGCAGAGACAGAGAAGACAAGACCUGAGGCAAUCUUAGAAAUGAAUGAAGAAAGUGUGGCUGAUAAAGUUCAUGUAACCGAUGAUACUGUGUAUGACAGAAUGUCAGCUUCAGAGAUAGCAAUAGAAAAGGAUGCUGUUUCUUUGUUGAUGGAGAAGGAGAAGACUCUUAGUGUUGUUCCUGAAAUAGCUGAGAUAGAAGCUCCAAUAAAACCAGAUUACAAUGCUAUAAAGCACGAUAUGGAAGUGGCUGCAAGGAGAGCUGACCAGGAAUAUCAGAGUCAGUUAGAUACUAAGAUCAGUGAUGUUAUUUCUCUCCCUUCAGGGAAGGACAAAGCCUCUGUUAAAAGAGCAGAGCCUGAACCCAAAGACGCUCAACAGAAAGAUCAGACCAUCUUGUCCAGAGAAGCAAAGGAUGCAGAUGUACUUUCCAAGACCGAGCCUAGUUAUGUGAAGGACAGCACCAAACUGUCUGAAACAGAAAUUAAGGAAAAAGUAACUAAGCCUGAUCUGGUACAUCAAGAGGCAGUUGAUAAAGAGGAAUCUUAUGAAUCUAGCGGAGAGCAUGAUCAAGCCCAAGAAGGUUUGAAUGGAGAAUCCUUGAAACCAGAGGAUAUCAAAGCAGAACCUCCAAAACCUCCCAUGUCUGGGGAAGAGACACCUGCACAGUUACCAGCAAAGGAGCCUUCUAUGGAGCUCCUGCUUCCAAAAGCUGAGCCUCUCCAGGAAGAACCUGCUGAGAUUCAGAUGGAGAGCAUACCACAGCCUGCAGAAGAAACUGAAAAGAUUCCUGAUACAGCUAUGAAACCUAUGGAAAUCCAAAAGCUGCUGCCAUGUGAAGUGACAGCUGGUGCCACAAAGGGGGAAGAACAUGAGGAAGAGGAGGUAGAAGUAGAGCAAGAAGAAAAAGAGGAAGAUAAACAGCAUCUGAUAUCAGAAAUACCCCCAGAAAUAGACUUUGAGAAACCUACUGCUGAAGAAAUGCUAGCCAAGGGUAGCCCAGAAGCACUGCCUGAACUGAAAGGCAUUAUUGAAUCUGUGGUGACAGUAGAGGAUGACUUUAUCACAGUGGUGCAGACAACAGUUGACGAGGGUGAAUCUGCUUCUCACAGUGUGCGCUUUGCUGCUACUCAGCAGGAAGACAUCGAAACAGGGGACUCCCAGGCUGAAGAGGAGCUGGAGGUUGAGGAAGUGGGUGACAUGCAAGUGGAGCCCAAGGAGGGCUCCCCAGAAGCUCCUGCUUCACCCCAGAGAGAAGAAGUCCUGCUCACCGACUACAAGACAGAGACGUGCGAUGAUUACAAAGAUGAAACAACAAUCGAUGACUCCAUCAUGGACACAGACAGUCUCUGGGCAGAUACUCAAGAUGAUGAUAGGAGCAUCAUGACUGAACAGUUAGAGACUGUUCCUAAAGAGGAGAAGGCAGAGAGAGAAUUGCGAAGAUCAUCUCUCGAUAAGCAUAAAAAAGAGAAACCUUUUAAAACUGGGAGAGGCAGGAUUUCUACUCCUGAAAGGAAAAUAGCUAAAAAGGAACCUAGCACACUCUCCAGAGAUGAAGUGAGAAGGAAAAAAGCAGUGUAUAAGAAAGCUGAACUUGCUAAAAAAACUGAAGUUCAGGCCCACUCUCCCUCCAGGAAAAUCAUUUUAAAACCUGCUAUCAAAUAUACUAGACCAACUCAUCUCUCCUGUGUUAAACGGAAGCAGACAGCAGCAGGUGGUGAAACAAACCAGGCUCCUGGUGUAUUUAAGCAAGCAAAGGAAAAACUCUCAGAUGGAGUAAGCAAGAGUCCUGAAAAGCGUUCCUCUCUACCAAGACCUUCCUCUAUCCUUCCUCCUCGAAGAGGUGUAUCAGGAGACCGAGACAGAGAGGAGAACUCUCUCUCCCUCACAGCUUCCCUUUCGUCUUCAGUACGACGGACCACCCGAUCAGAGCCAAUUCGUAGCAGAACAGGAAAAAGUGGAACUUCUACCCCCACUACUCCUGGCUCCACUGCCAUCACUCCAGGGACACCACCAAGCUAUGCCUCCCGUACCCCAGGCACUCCAGGGACACCGAGCUACUCCAGAACCCCACACACUCCUGGGACCCCCAAAUCUGCCAUACUGGUACCUACUGAGAAAAAAGUUGCCAUAAUUCGCACUCCUCCUAAAUCUCCAGCCACUCCGAAGCAGCUACGAGUUAUUAAUCAGCCUCUACCUGACCUCAAGAACGUCAGGUCCAAAAUUGGAUCAACAGAUAACAUCAAAUACCAGCCCAAAGGGGGGCAGGUUAGGAUUUUAAACAAGAAGAUCGAUUUUAGUGAUAUUCAGUCCCGGUGUGGUUCCAGAGAUAACAUCAAACAUUCUGCAGGGGGAGGAAAUGUACAAAUUGUAACCAAGAAGAUCGACUUGAGUCAUGUGACUUCCAAAUGUGGCUCACUCAAGAAUAUCCACCACAAGCCAGGAGGUGGGCGUGUGAAAAUUGAGAGUGUGAAACUGGAUUUCAAAGAAAAAGCUCAGGCUAAAGUUGGUUCACUGGAAAAUGCCCACCAUGUACCUGGCGGAGGUAACGUCAAGAUUGACAGCCAGAAGCUAAACUUCAGAGAGCACGCUAAAGCCCGUGUCGAUCAUGGGGCUGAGAUCAUCACACAGUCACCAGGCAGGUCCAGCGUGGCUUCGCCACGCAGACUCAGCAACGUCUCGUCCUCUGGAAGCAUCAACCUGCUUGAAUCGCCCCAGCUUGCUACCCUCGCUGAAGAUGUCACAGCAGCCCUCGCUAAGCAGGGCUUAUGAAUUUGCUCAUUUUGCAUUGUAUGAAGUAAUAAUAUUUAGGCAUGAGCUCUUGGCAGGAAUGGGCUCAGAGCAGGUGUUACAUUCAUUCUUUACCAUGUCUAAAACUAAGUCACAUCCCAAGACCUGUAGUUACCGUACAGUUAAAAAAAAAAAACAACAAAAAACCAGAAAAAAAAUUAAAUAGAUGCAGAAAUUGGCCUGAUCUCCAUUUACAACAGGAAGACACUGGCUUUAUAUGGGUAUACAACUGCAGUAUGUUACAUUGGACAAUUAUUGUUGCUCUGCUCUGUCUUGCAUGGAGUACCGUACUAUGAUAAAAUGCAUUUUUACCUUUCAUGUGCCUGAAGGCCAUCCACCUCUUUCUGAAGAGCCUUGUCAAUAUCCCAAGUUGCUCAUUUCACUGUUCUGUUGAUAGAUGGGGAAAUAAAAAAAAAUUAAAGUUGCCCAUUGUAAGUUAUUACAGGUUAAAUUAACAGUCAGCUUACAAGAAGGAAGGGCAUAUAGAGAAAUUCAAGUUUAAUUAAAAAAAAGUGUUAUUUUGUAUAAAUGAGUAGAACAAAAGUUGAAUUAAGUUAUUAACAUUUUUUUUGAUCUGGUUAAUUAUGUCAGUGUAUAGCUGAAAAGCCAAUAAAUUAUUUAAGUAAUAACUGAAAAUAAUAGUUGGAAACAUUUGAACCAUGCCUGGGGAAGUGACGUAAAAGAGCUGUUGAAAGCAAGUACUUCCACCCCAAUGGACUUGUGUCUGAUUAGAAAGUUGGUUAAGCGGCUAGAUUUGUGUACGCACCACCGGUUUCACAUCCUUUCCAUCUGUUUGAUACAGUAUUAUAGAUAUAUAUAUAUUUCUCUGUGGCCAUUUGUGAUAUGCCCUCCUCAUAUACUUGAAUAUUCUACUUCUUUAUCCACAGUAUCUGUGUCUCUUGCACCCUUUGGUGUUGCAAUUUUAGGUAUGUAAAAGUAGAUGUUAGCAGGGUUUUUUUUCCCUAUUCGUAAGAAUACAUUUAAAAAAGAUGAACAUUUUAGCAUGAAGUUGCUUUCUGUAACAACUAAAAGCCGUGACCCUGUUUUAGUGCCAGAUGCAAGUCUCUUCUGUGAUGCUAGAAAAAGGAUUCCUUUCCUCUUCCCUUCCCUCCCUUUCUUCACAAAGGUAUGAUUUUUGUGGGGUCCAGACGUUUGUAAAAGGGUCUCCAAAGAUGGCUGAGUUUGGAUUCUGGAUUUUUAAAAAAUCCACGAUAGUUUAGUUCUGGCUUUUUUUCUUUCUUUUUCUUUCUUUUUUUUUUUUUUUAAACUCCUGUAGUAACAGUGAAUGUUAGUUUUAUUUAUUUUUUUUCUUUUGCUAAAGUUGAAACACAUUAAAAAGUACUAAGAUGUUUCCACUCCUUCAGUGAUGUCUUAUGUAUACACUCAGGCACUCAGAUAGCAGUGAUAAAUGCAACAGGGAUGCCUGUAAAUUAUAGUACAUGAAUAAAUAAAAUGAGCUCCCUAGACUGGGUUGCCAUAGCGAUUCAUCAUCUUGAAAUCUGAGCAAAGUGGGAUUAUAAUGACUAUAAAAAGUAUAAGAAAAAGUAUGCAUAAAAGAUAAAGGGCAGAGACGUAUAAACAACCAAUCUAACGGAGUGACGUGUGAGAGCUCCAAUACUGUCUUAUGGACACUAAGAGAACACUGAAGGUAAUAUGGUAGUAUUACUCAUCAGCAGAUAAUAAUCUGCUGAUACUAUAUGUACAGUAGACGUUAUGAAAUGACCAGUUUACAUUCUUGCAGAUUCUUUGAUCUUUUCCUUUUGAAAUCUAUUAACUAAACUUUGCACUGUCGGUUGAGCUAUACUUGAUACAUGUAUUAGGUUAACAUUGUGUGUUGGAAGCUUUUGAUUUGUUCUCUUUCCUUAAUUUGUAUGUGUGCGUGUGUGUGUUGGGGUUUGAUCUGAAAAGACUCAUAGGGAAGAUUUUUAUGUUUGUGGAGAAGGAUUCUAAUAAUAGCACAGGAUUCCCCAUCAUUAAAUUCAGGUAGUAAAUGCACAGUUACUAGAGAGUAAAUGUUCAGUGGACCAAAGGGGGAUUUUGGCUAAGCUGUCACAGCAGUACAGAGACAAAACAAAAUGGUUACAUCACUAAAAAUGUUACUGAAGAUGAACUCCUAACAGCCCCACACAUGACAUUUCAGCUCUGCAGAAAGCUUUUUCACACUAUAAAGUACCUAAUACUGUUAGUAAGUCGGUUGUUUUAUACAAAGGACAGUGAGUUUAGAACCAUGCUAAGUGCAUCUGGAGGAUUCUGAUUUCUGCCUUGUGUUUAUUAUACUUCUGCUUAGAGCAAUCCUAAGAAUUCACAUGGAAACAGAGUCGAGUGAGGUGCAUUAAAAGCCUCUUCCCAUUUUUCCAGAAAAACAACAGACAUAAAGAAAAAAAAAAAACAAACCAGUGUUUAUAUCAUGUUGCUCUGAUCAUACUAUCAAUUAAUAUAAAUUAGUCUUGCAGUAGGUUUUUUUUUAAUGCCUUUUGCCAGUGUGGGAGAGAGUCUAUGGUACUGCUGAACCUCAGCUUCUCUGAAGCUGAACACCAGCUAGUGAGAACAGUGUUAACCUGAGACUCAAGUUUUUUUAUUCUGCUUUUAAAAUUGAAAUACUCUUGAAAAUGAAGCUUAAUUAAUCCACCUAUGAGUCCAAAGUUAGAGUAGUGUAACACACCAAGUCAUUUAUUUCAUGCAUUAAAAUGAGCUUUCUUGUCUUGAUUCAAGCAAAGACCUUUGUAAUCAUAAUCUUCCUUCCAUAGAAAGAACCCUAGAAUGCUGUGGAGAUGAAUGAAAAGAAAUCAAGGGUAUUGUGCUGUUAAAUAAUAAAAAAAACCCCACAAAACAAGUUAUGUUACAUGACUCUAGAUGUUCACUGAAAAAGCUCAUAUUAAUCUUAACUUCUCAAGAAGAGUGUUGGUUUUAAAAACAAUGGUUUUGUAAAUAUGUAAUGCCCACUAAAGAAGAUAGAGCCAGCUUCCUGGAAACUGCAUCCGUUGUGUUCCUUUUCCACAGGCAUGUUGAGCCAGCAGGUAUGUUGGGUGCCUGAGACCCAACUCUGUAACAAAGCAGAGAUAAUCUAGACAAAAAGAAUGGUGAAACCUUGUUUGGAUAGUAGGGGAGAGCCCCGAAUUAAUAAUCCAUCAUGUUGUAGAGACCAAAAAAAAAGUGCUUCUGCCCCAUCUGCAGAGUUCUGUUUCCAUGUAACCACAAGCAGAAAGAAAUCAAAGUUGAGCAAACAUCUGUCCAGCAACAAUAAAGGAAAAAUUAAUACCGAUGAGGGAAAUUGUGCGCCCACAAGGGCUAUGUAUAUUUUCACUGUACAGCAGUAAAUGGUAUUAUUCAUUCAAUGCUCUGCUAAGGUACAGUAGUAACCUCAUCAUGACUGCUUGCAAAUCUAAGUCUGCCUUAUAUACACGACCCAAAGGGAGUCGAAAGGCAACCUGUGUGGCCUGCCACAUGUGAGCAGAAGUUUUUCCCAUGCUGGGCCAAAUACUGUUUGAAACCCAAGUACAAAUGUCCCUUCAAAGGCAAGCGCCUUGAAGAGUAGAUCACGUUUGCUAUGAAAAUCGACGCAGGUAGAUUUCUAGCCUAGGUGUGUGUCGAGUUUACUCACUAGUCAGAUUGCUAAAGCAACUCCCUCUACAACUCCAGCAAUUCCCACUGCAGGAAGGUAAAUUAGUUUCACACUUGGAAAAGUCAAGCGUAUAAAAGCCACUUCAACUUUAGCAAAGAGAAAAAGCCAACAAAUAAACAUGCUGUAUGCUGGGAUGUCAAGGAAUACAGUCUGCUGUUACAAACCUGUGUUUUUUCUGAUAAUUCUAGAGCCUGUUACCAUAAAAGGCAUUUCUUGAAUGGCUGGUGGUAGGUAGUUCAUGUUUUUCAAUCCGAUUUGCAAUUGUAUUUGUUGCUGUAUAGUGAUUGUUUUGCAAAAUAAAAUCGCUUGUCAUCUAA